Molecule: messenger RNA, 2385 nt
Organism: Penicillium bovifimosum
Lineage: Eukaryota; Fungi; Ascomycota; Eurotiomycetes; Eurotiales; Aspergillaceae
Exons: 6
Coding region: 1-2385 (794 amino acids)
Cellular component (GO): cytoplasm
Source: RefSeq, a predicted model, not a curated record
AUGGCUACUCAUAAACAUGACCCGAUUGUGUUGGUCAUAGAUUUCCACCAUGCACGCGGUCCCGAGAUAGAGCAUUGCAUAGCCGACGAAGGAACCGAUCCAGCAGUCGAGAAUGACUGGUCUCUACUGCCAUUCAUGGCAUUGAGCGAUGGUGCCCACCUGUCAACCGAGGAAUUCUCGUACUUCACACUUCGUCGGAAAGAAACACCAACCACACCCGAAACAUCUCUCUUCGGCAUCGCUUGUUCCCGACAGCUCGACGCGAGUCUGCUCAUCAACCGCCCGCCUGAAGUGACUCGGUCAACGGUACAAAAGGCCGUCGUGGUCGUGACGGAUACGCCGCAGCGAGUGGGCCAAUUGCGCGAGAAGCUCUCCGUAGUGACUUCGGCUUGGUUUGCACAACGUGACUUCUCUGAUAUUGAUAUUCUGAAGAAAUUCCGCGAGGCGUUGGUCAUUGCUCUGCUGAACGAUGAUAGUCCGAAAGACCAGAACUUAGGCCUUUCGCUUCGGGAAAUGAUUCAUGAAUUCAAGUCCCAGACGCUGGUUCUUUUCAAGGCACUACUGCUGCAGCCUAAGAUGCUCUUCUUCGGGACGCGCUGCGAGCGCCUCUGCAUGAUUCAGUUCUCACUUAUAUCCUUAAUACCUGGCCUUAUCAACAGCCUGCAAGACUGCGCAGAUCCUGCCUUCGACAGCUAUUCCCAGACUGUUGAGAAAGCAACUUCUCUCAAGACGAGUGAUCGAAGUUCUCUGUUGGCAUACAUGGGCCUUCCCCUGCAGAUCUUUGGGAAGGGAAGCAUGUUUGGACCGUAUACACCUCUCCAGCUGCUGGAUUUGCUGGCAGAUGAUGGAACGAAAUCAUAUGUGGUUGGCUCAACCAAUUCCUUACUCCUCCAACAAAAGGAUCGAUACAGUGAUAUCCUCAUCAACCUUGAUGAAGACAGCAUCGUCAUCAACUCUCCUUCACUUCGCAGUGCCCUGGCCCUUUCCGCAGCCGACAGACGCUGGAUCGAUCUGCUCACACAAAUUGUCAACGACACCUGGGACGAGGAACACCCUUCGCAGCCCAAAACUCUCGGCUUUAUGGGCUCAGAAGAGUUCAUCCGACUGCAGUUCGAAGAAUACUUGCUGGCCUUGCUAUCUUCCAUGAAAUACCACGAAGAGCUUUCUUCAAGCAAUGCGCCAGACUCAUUGAAUCGCAGUAAAACCCCGAUGCAAAACUACAACAUCGAAGGAGAUCCCGCAUCCGACUUCAACACCGAAUUCUUAGCCCACUGGAAAACCACCUCAAACUACGCCUUAUUCUCGCGUCUCACCUCAGACGCACUCCUAUUCUCCAUAACCGAGCCCCGCCACCCAAGCGCCGGCGGCCUAACAAUGGACGACAUUCAGCGCCGACUAUCCCAACAAGUCGCCGACCUCCACCUCGACGAGCGCGUCCGCGAAGGCCGCGAAGCCCUAAACCGCCAUUUCUCAACCGGCCAAAAGAAAGUAAGCGCCGCCUUCAACAGCUUCUGGUCCGACAUCGAGACAAUGCGCGAAGCGCAACGCAAACGCAACGAAGAAAAAGCAGCCACCCAAUCCCAGCGCGCCUCCCUGGACAAAGAAACUCCGACCUCCCCAACCCCAUCCCAAGACCCCGUCAACGACGCCUCCUGGUUCACAUCCCGUCCCAGACCAUCCGUCGACAUGACGCAGGCCCAAGCCUCCGUCUCCGCAGCCAGCCAAAAAGCCGGAUCCUACCUCAGCUCCUGGGGCUCCUGGGCUAGUGAAAAGCGCCGCGAAUGGCAAGACAAGCGCGGUUCAUCCCCGAACCCGUCCGUGAACGCGAAUGCUACCGAUUCUUCAGCGGCCGGUAUGACCUCGCCAUCUGCACCGGCUUUGUCCGUCGUCACUGAAACAGACGAAUCGGACCGUGGUCGUCGUCGCUCGAUACAGCUCAAGAGCGAAGGAUCCGGUAGUCCAGAGCCGGGGCUUGCUCGUAGUGGGAGCAGGAGGAAGAGAUGGAGUAAUAUCCUACUUAGACGCGAGAGCAGCGAGCUCCAGCGUCCCGAGGGGCUUUCUUCUACUUCUGAUUCUGCGGAUCAGUCGUUCCCUAAGUCGCCUCUCUCGCAGGGGUUUCCGGCGUAUGAGGAUGGGAAGAAGGCUCAGAUCGAUAAUUUGGACUCGGAAGCAAAGACCUCGCUGGAACCGGAACCCGUUGAUGCUGAUGGGUUCUCUUCUGUUGCUCUGACGCCGAAUGAAGGGUUGGGCUUGAGUUUGGGUCCUGGUGAGGGUCUGUCACAGAGCCAGAGCACGAGCACGAGCGAGAAGGAGUCUGUACUACACGACGCUGAGGUAGAGACACUUCCUGCAGCCCCGAGUAAAGCGUCGUCUGGUACGAACUGA